Messenger RNA from Nyctereutes procyonoides (raccoon dog), 1680 nucleotides. RefSeq names its product uroplakin 1B (gene UPK1B). Gene Ontology annotation, cellular component: membrane. The coding region runs from base 132 to 914 and encodes 260 amino acids. The record is from RefSeq and is a predicted model, not a curated record. The transcript has 8 exons. NCBI's taxonomy places the organism in Eukaryota, Metazoa, Chordata, Mammalia, Carnivora, Canidae.
AGAAUUGGUGCUGGGUAGAAAAGCACCUCAGGCCAGAGCAGCGUGCAGAGGGGGCCAGGACAGCCCAAGGAGGAGGAGGAGGAAGAGGACGAGGAGGAGGAGGAGAGGGCAGCUUGUGGGAAAUCCUGAAGAUGGCCAAAGAUGACUCCACUGUUCGUUGCUUCCAGGGCCUGCUGAUUUUUGGAAAUGUGAUUGUUGGUAUGUGCGGCAUCGCCCUGACGGCAGAGUGCAUCUUCUUUGUAUCCGACCAGCACAGACUCUACCCGCUGCUUGAAGCCACCGACAACGAUGACAUCUACGGGGCGGCCUGGAUCGGCAUGUUUGUGGGCAUCUGCCUCUUUUGCCUGUCUGUUCUAGGCAUUGUAGGCAUCAUGAGGUCCAGCAGGAAAAUUCUUUUGGCGUAUUUCAUUCUGAUGUUUAUAGUAUAUGGCUUUGAAGUGGCGUCUUGUAUCACAGCAGCCACACAACGAGACUUUUUCACACCCAACCUCUUCCUGAAGCAGAUGCUGGAGAGGUACCAAAACAGUAGCCCUCCAAACAAUGAUGACCAAUGGAAAAAUAAUGGAGUCACCAAGACCUGGGACAGACUCAUGCUCCAGGACCACUGCUGUGGGGUAAAUGGUCCAUCAGACUGGCAGAAAUAUACGUCUGCCUUCCGGACUGAGAACAACGAUGCCGACUACCCAUGGCCUCGUCAGUGCUGUGUGAUGAAUAAUCUUCAAGAACCUCUCAACCUGGAAGCCUGCAAGCUAGGAGUGCCUGGUUACUAUCACAAGCAGGGCUGCUAUGAACUGAUCUCUGGACCUAUGAACCGACACGCCUGGGGGGUCGCCUGGUUUGGAUUUGCCAUUCUCUGCUGGACUUUUUGGGUUCUCCUGGGUACCAUGUUCUACUGGAGCAGAAUUGAAUAUUAAGAGCACGGCGUGACCACCCACCGCCCUCCUGCAGGCCCAUACCUGUGCCCAGGCGGCCUCCUCACUGGGUCUGGCUCCCCUGGGCGCUCAGCCUCUCCAAAUUCUCACUAGUGUUCUCAGCCCCAUCGAGGCUUCUGCAACAUUCUUAUAGACAGUAGGAAAGACCUGAGAAAGUCAAUAACUACCUCCAGCUCUGCUUAUUUUUAACAUGGGGUCAUGGAGCCAUCCACCAGAACCCUGUUAUCACUGCGAGCGCCUGACACCCCAAAUCUGCACUUGGACAGCAAACUUGCAUGCAUUGCACCCUGCUUUCCAAGAGACGUGCAAAGGGUUUCAUUUAUCUCCAUCUUGCCCAGGUGAGAAAACUAAGGAAAAAGUUGCUGAGAAAAAUCUUUGGCCUUUGCUCUAGGGUGGCUCCCAUCACACAGACACAAGUGACUCCUUAAAGCCACCCGAGGACCCCGUUGUUCUCCAGGACAAUGUCUGACCUUGAGUUACUGGUGGUUGAAACUUCGUCUCGGACACGGCAGGGUGACAUGUGUGUCGUCCCAUGAACUAGAUGUGGACUUCUGGGGACCGAGUCGGGCCUGUCAUAUAGUUAGCAGUCUCCACUCGAAACACCUUUCAAACAGGAGACCAGCAAGCUGGAGAGUAGCCACGUGAUCUAUGGUGAUUUCUGUUACUGUUGAAAUAUUUCUCUUCUGAACUAUGUUUCCAUCUGUGGUCCUGAAAGAAAUUCUUAUAAUUCAGUAUUUGUCUGGUCUUA